This is a messenger RNA of Drosophila suzukii, 1775 nucleotides long. The record is from RefSeq and is a predicted model, not a curated record. NCBI's taxonomy places the organism in Eukaryota, Metazoa, Arthropoda, Insecta, Diptera, Drosophilidae.
CUGAACAGAGCGCGAGCGAAUAAGACACACGCGGCUAAAAAGUGCACAAAAAAGCUGAGAGCCAGUGAGAAGUGUAGGCAACAAAUAAAAACGGGGAAAAGUGCACAAAUUAAACAAAAAUAAUUCAACCAAUUGCAGUGCCGAGUAUUUUUAUUGUUUAUUGAUUCCCCCCCAUAAUGUGUUUAACUCGUGAUCGACCCUUAACAUUACACAACCCCAGGCUAAAUGAACAACUGAACAGUCGUGUGAACAUGUAAUGAAUAAUUACUCUGCAUUUGUUGAUGCCGAGGCAAUCAACAUGAAUUAAAGAAAAGUCGAAAUGCAUAUGACUUUAAUUGAAACGCUGAAAACUAUUCAAUAAAGUGCAAUGCCAAGGCUGCUUUGACGGUCAAGGUUACAAUCGAGGAACUUAAAACCGUAUAUGUUUGAUUUUAAAGCCAAUUCUAAAACUAUUUGUUUUUGUGAUUUGUCGUACACCUUUGUUGACGGCACCCACAUUGCGAAUAUACAACAGCAAACGCAAACUUUCAGAUACAUCCAUGAGUGCUAAUAAAGUGUAAAGUCUGCUAACUGAUAUAGUGUGAACAGUGAUAAAGAUGUGAAGUGAAGUGUCGUAGCUUAAGCGAAGGAAACCAGGAAGUAUUGCACCAGCUUGCCCCAGUUUGAAUUUAUCACCUUAAUUCCAAAAGCCGCACGAUGAAUGCCACCGAGGACUAUAUAUUGAUGGACCCGACGGAACAGAUAUCGCAGACUUUGGAUCUGCAGCAAAAUGACACACAUAACCAGCGAACACACCCCACUGUGGAAGAGUAUUAUGAAAACAUGACUGCCUUUCUCAGCCUCGCCAUCUUCAUAGCCAGUCUGCUGACCAUCCUGAACAUCUGCAUCUUCUCCACGACGGUCUCACGGCUGCGGCGUCACCUGAACACCCCGCUCUUGAGGCCCUCUAUUAUAAUGGUCGGUCUGUAUCCGAUUAUCUCGCUGGCUGCCCUGGUUACCAUCCUGGUGCCCUACUCCUGGUUCGCCUGCCACACGGUGAUGCACGUGAUGUUCAUGGUCGGAGGACCGGUGUUCCGUACCCUGCUCUUCCGUUACGUAAGCUCGGAGCAGAACUACGUGAAGGAGACGGGCGGCGAGGCGGUGCAACUUAAUACUCCACCUUGCUGCUGCUGCUGCCUCUGCCUGCCGCUGGUAAUUCCCACCAAGGCGAAGCUCUGCAUCUCCAGAUACAUGGUCUGGCAAAUGCCCUUCUGGCAGGGGUCCAUCAUGCUGGUGAUGAACAUCCUGUACUACAGGGACAUUCAGCUGUACCACCAGGUCAUGUACUUCUUCAUCCCCUUCAUAGUCUGCUCCAUUGUCCUGGGCGUGUGGUCCCUUCAAAUCACGGUGCGGGCGAUCACCAAGCUGCGGGGCGACUAUCAGCUGAGGAAGAAGAUGUUCUGCCUCCAAUUGGUGGUGAUGUUGUGCAAACUGCAGUACCUGGUUCUUUACGAUCAGCUGGAUGGCAUCAAAAUGGGCGGGGAGUAUCCCAUUAACCACACCAUCUACAAGCAAACUAUCAUUAACAUCCUUAUCCUAGUGGAAAUGGUUCUGGUGUCCAUGAUGGUUCAGAGUGCGUAUCGCACUCCCAUUCAGGUUCAAAUCGAUGAGGUCAAUAAGGAAAAGGAAGUAACUCGCAUUUGAGUCAUUUUGCGGAUGAUGGAGCUUUAGUAGAAAGUAGCAAAAUAUUGUGAUAAAUUUAAUAAAGAAAAAGUAGUUAAAUUUAUAUGGAAAUA